AUGAAAUUGGUGGCGCUAUCGCUGUUAUGCCUGAUAAAACCUACAAUAAGUGAGGACAAACGUCCAAUUCCUGACGAUUUUUUGGGCACUUGGAUUCCGUCGCACGAUGAAAAUUUAAAUAAACUGCUGGAGGCAAAACAAUACGGUUGGGCGAUCAGACAGAUCCUGAUGUUGAACAUGGUGAAGAAGACGUUUGUGAGGAAUAAAAGUGAGGGAUUUUGGGGUUGAUUUGAAGGGUUAGGCUUGAAAUUUGAUUUAUUUUGUGUAGGGUUUCUUUUGGACUGGGUAGAGUAAGGAAGUAAGGAUUGGUUUAAAAUUUCUUUAUAUCAUUGUGCUUAAAAGUCUUGUCGUUUAGGGAAAAAUACACUUAAAUAGACGACAAAACUUUUUUCUUUAUUUUUUUAUAAAGCUGUAAAAAUAAUUCUGUGCCCCUAAUCCUGAAAGAUUGUUUUGAGAGAGCACAUUAUUAUUUGAACAACUUAAUAGAUUUUCUUUACUUUAACUUAGUCUGCUUACUCUUUACUACUCUACUGUGUUGUACUCUUCUCUACUCCACUCUGCUCUAUCCUAUUUUACCCUAACCUAUUCUAUUAUACUUUACCUGACCCUAAUCUACGCUACAUCAUUUUAGACACAUUCAACAUAACCCUAACAACAGGACAAAGAGCUUCAUCAUGGGACCGUAUGCAGAUCAACAAGAUGUUCAAGUCCUACUACCUGGAUGGCCUUCGCUACUAUUUUCUGUUCGAUCGAAGUGAGCAUGGCCUAUUGUUGCAGGUGUUUAAUGAACAAACAUUCGAAAUCAAAGAAACUGUUCAUUUCCAGUACGAAGAGCCCUUCCUCCAGAUGUAUGUCACCUACAACAAUGUUACGGCUUGUAUCUAUCAUUACAAGGAUGAGAAGAGAUUGGAACCUAAAAUAACUUUAAUGGAGUUGGCAUAG
Bursaphelenchus okinawaensis is the source of this 942-nucleotide messenger RNA. The record is from the annotation of a GenBank genome assembly. Lineage: Eukaryota; Metazoa; Nematoda; Chromadorea; Rhabditida; Aphelenchoididae.